AUGGCUACUUCCAUAACAUCAAAACCUUCAUUUCCCAUUAAAACAGUAGUAGUUUUAGUUCAAGAAAACCGCUCAUUUGAUCACAUGUUAGGUUGGAUGAAUACCCUCAACCCUGAAAUCAAUGGUCCAACGGGAAAAGAAUACAACCGAAUAUCUACCUCUGACCCAAACUCCAGCCUCAUUUUAUUUGACGAUAAGUCACUUUACGUCGACCUAGAUCCUGGUCAUUCAAUUCAAGACAUUUAUGAACAAAUAUUUGGUGUCCAAUGGAGUCAAGACUUGGCUAACAAGAAACUUGAAACCGCCAUGAAUGGUUUUGCUCAAAAUGCAGAGAGAAAUCAAAAGGGCAUGGCGGAAACUGUUAUGAAUGGAUUUAAACCUGAGGUUGUGCCAGUCUACAAAGAGCUUGUGACUGAGUUCGCGGUAUGUGAUCGAUGGUUCGCGUCAGUUCCAGCAUCAACACAACCCAACAGGUUAUUUGUGCACUCGGCAACGUCGCAUGGGCUAACAAGUAAUGAUACAAAGCUUUUGAUUAAUGGAUUACCUCAGAAAACUAUAUUUGAUUCAAUGGAUGAAGCUGAUUACUCUUUUGGUGUUUACUAUCAAGACCCUCCAUCCAUACUCUUUUACAGGAAUCUUAGGAAACUGAAAUACAUAAAGAAUUUUCAUCCGUUCGAUCUGAGCUUCAAAGAUCACUGCAAGGAGGGAAAGCUACCAAAUUAUGUAGUAAUUGAACAAAGAUAUUUUGACUUAAAAGCAUUGCCGGGGAACGAUGAUCACCCUUCGCACGAUGUAUUCGAGGGACAAAAUUUCGUGAAACAAGUGUAUGAGUCAUUGAGAUCAAGCCCUCAAUGGAAUGAAAUGUUGUUCAUAAUAGUAUAUGAUGAACAUGGUGGUUUCUUUGACCACGUGCCCACUCCGGUCACCGGAGUUCCUAGCCCCGAUGGCAUUGUGGGUACUACUGCACCUUAUAACUUUCAGUUUGAUCGCCUCGGUGUUAGGGUUCCAGCCAUCAUGAUUUCUCCAUGGAUUGAAAGAGGAACAGUGUUACAUAAGCCGUCAGGGCCAUACGCUACUUCUGAAUUUGAGCAUUCUUCAAUCCCUGCAACUGUGAAGAAGAUAUUUAAGUUGGAUGACUUCCUAACUCAACGUGAUGCAUGGGCUGGCACCUUUGACACUCUCAUAACCAGAACUACUCCAAGAACAGACUGUCCUGAAACUUUAGCAGAGCCAGUACGAUUGAGAGAGGCAGAAGCAAAAGAAGAUGCAAAGUUAACAGAGUAUCAAGCAGAAAUGGUACAAAUGUCAGCAGUAUUAUGUGGUGACCAUGUGAAGAACUCUUAUCCACACAAAUUAGUGGAGGAACUGAAUGUUGCUAAAGCAGCUGAUUAUGUUCAUAAUGCAUUCAAGAAAUUCUUGGAUGAAGCUGAAAAUGCCAUACAAAGUGGUGGACAUGACUUUACUAUCUUAAUACCAACAGAAUUAUCAGCUGAGAGAGCUCCAAGAAAAUCCAAAUCCUUCGUUUCCAAGUUUUUUUCUUGUAUAGUUUGUGAUCAGUGA
Messenger RNA from Lycium ferocissimum, 1560 nucleotides. RefSeq names its product non-specific phospholipase C4-like. The transcript has 5 exons. The record is from RefSeq and is a predicted model, not a curated record. Lineage: Eukaryota; Viridiplantae; Streptophyta; Magnoliopsida; Solanales; Solanaceae. Gene Ontology annotation, molecular function: hydrolase activity, acting on ester bonds. Gene Ontology annotation, biological process: phospholipid catabolic process. Bases 1 to 1560 code for a protein of 519 amino acids.